AUGAAAACAAAUAUCAGCGAUAAUUAACCUAAAGUUAACUCAGUAUUUUAAGUAGUUUUGAUGAAUGUAAAUAUUUAACUAGGAGCCUUAAAUAUUGGGUAUGUUCUCUCUUAUUUAACACUCACAAUUGACACCCUUUUUGAAAAUUUGUAUAUUUUUUAAUUUAAAAACUUAGAGGCAUAUCAAAUGAAGAAAGAACGAGUUCUUUAAGUUUAAUAAAUGGAAUUUUACCCUUAGGAUGUGUAUUGGGAGUAAUUAUUGGAUAUUUUCUCAAAAAAAAAUUUACUAACAAAUAAUGCAUUCAUAUUGCAGAUUUAAUCGGAUUAUCAAGUCUUUUAGCAGUCAUAACUAACACAAAUGUUAUAAUUACGUUUCGUUUUUUUCUUGGAGUAGCAAAUGGCAUUUCUAGUCUAAUAAUGCCUGUUUAUGUGAAAUCUCUAUGUCCUGAAAAAUAUUAUUACUAAAUUAGUAUGAUUUUAGGAUAUGGAGUGAAUACAGGUUUAGCAAUAGGAUAAUUAAUGGGAAUUGGAUAUAUUAAGUAGAACUAAUUAAAUAAAAUAGAUAUCAUGGCGAAACCUCUAACUGGUGGAGGAUUGUGUUCUUGUUUCCAGCAGUAAUAUUUAUUAUUAGAUCCACUGUGAUUUAUUGCUUUUACAAUUAUGAUAGCCCAGAAUAAUUAUUGUAAAAAAAUGAUAUAGAAAAAGCAAAAUUUGUAAUAUUAAAUUUUAAUCAAAAAGAUUCUCAGUAAAAUAUACUAGAAAGAAUAUGUAGAAGGCUAAUUAGAUAGAUACAGAUAAAUAGCAUAAAAUGAAUAGUUGAAAACCUAAAAAUCUUUUUUACAUAUAUUCUAAAAAAAGAACUUAAUUGGAUUACAAGUUGGUGUAAUAUCUGUAAUUAUUUAUAUAAAAAUAGAUGUUUGUAUAAAUCUGGUGCGGUUCUUUUGCAGUUUUUUAUUAUAGUGCUUAGAUUUUUGAAGAGUUAUCAGGAGGAGAAUUAAUGUUAAAAACAAUUUAUACAAUAUGUAUUGGUCUAUUUAGCGCAGUAGCUUAAUUUACAACAAUCCCAAUGUUGCCAAAAUUAGGCCAAAAGUACAUUUUGAGUAUUAUUACUUAUAUUAAAUAGUUAUUGGAUCCUUUUUGAUGGGGGCUAUUAAUAUUACAAUAGCAAUUUUAUCAAACUUUAAGAGUGAUACUGUACUUUUUUUGAUUUUCGUCUUUUUGGUGAUAUUAAUUAUGGUUUUUGCAGCUACCUUAAGUCCAGUUUGUUGGGUAAUUAAAAAAUAGUAAUUUUAGGGGAUUGUGCCUUAAUUGAAUGAUAGUGAUGGAACUUUCUUUGCAAUGGAUUUGAGAUGGAUAUUUUAAGCAAUUUUAAUAUUUUCUUUUCCAUAUAUUGUUUAAGAUGUAAAUAUAUCAGGAGCAUUUUAUAUUUUUGGAUCUGUAGAUUUAUUUUAUACAAUUUAUUGUGGGUUUUUUAUUCUUGAUAGUCGAGGAAAAACAGCUGCUUAAAUAUUAGAAAUGUAUUAUGAUAAGUAUUCAAAAUUUUUGGUUCUACCUUAAACAGAAAACAAUUAAUGA
Paramecium sonneborni is the source of this 1574-nucleotide messenger RNA. The record is from the annotation of a GenBank genome assembly. NCBI's taxonomy places the organism in Eukaryota, Ciliophora, Oligohymenophorea, Peniculida, Parameciidae.